AUGAAUUCAACGUUAGAUAUUCACUCUCUCAAUGAUAACCCCUCCUCUCACAGGAUCAUCAUUGUUGGAGGAGGCAUAGUUGGCGCAGCACUCGCAUUCCAUCUUUCCAGUACAAAAGAACACCACGUUGUACUUGUUGACCGAUGCUUGGAGAAGUCACUUGGGUCUACAGGCCAUGCCCCAGGCUUUGUUGGUCAACUCAAUGAGUCAUCCGUCUUGACCAAACUUGCGAAAGAUACUGUGUUGGAGUAUCUCUCAAUUCCCGGUGGCUUCAGCCGUGUCGGUGGGUUAGAGCUUUCAUCGACACCAUCUGGUGUGGAAGCCUUGCGUCGUCGGCGUGACAUGGCACUAGCUGCUGACUUACCUGCUGAGAUUAUCACACCAGAGGCUGCCGCUGCUCUCGCCCCCGACUUCAUCGACCCAGAUUCGGUCAAGAUUGGGUUGCAUUUCCCAUCAGAUGGCACGGCAAACGCGCAGAAAAUCACAUCGUACUAUUUCGAUCAAGCUCGAGCUAGAGGCGUGGACUUUCUGGAGGCCACUGUAACUGGUUUCACAACAAGUCGCAACGAUGGCAAACCCACCAAAAUGACAGCGAUCCAAACAGCAGAAGGGCACAUCAACCUUGAAGGCAGCACCGUUAUUCUCGCCACUGGAAUUUGGACUUCGUCGCUGACAGACCCUGCCCACGGUGCCAAAGCCCCAAUCACUCAGCUUCCAAUCCCUAUUGUUCCGGUUGCACACCCUUACACAUUCACUCCAUCUCGGCCUCCCCGUGUUGGGAACGCAUAUCCGUUCGUUCGCUGGCCAGAUCACCACGUCUAUGCAAGGGACCAUGGCGAUCGCGACGGCCUGGGCAGUUACAACCAUUCUCCGAUGCAGUUGAAUCCAAUUGGUACAGCUAUCGGUACCUGGCCCGCAGAAUUUGAUCAAGUUCUGUCUGAAGCUACUUCACAUUUGAAGAAUGGACAUGAUUUCCAUUCCCGAGGGUGUGUGGAUGACUCGGACCCUUGGCUAUCCAAGCAGCCAUUCAAUGGAAUUUUCUCGGUAACUCCCGAUAACCUGCCGCUUGCAGGACGGGUGCCUGAUGUUGCAAAUUUAUGGAUGUGCGCUGCAAUUUGGGUUACAACUGCCGCUGGCACGGCGAAAUUGAUAUCAAGAGAGAUUCUUCGUGACAUUGGAAGUCCUUCUACCCCCGAAGACGAGCUUCUAAUGAAUGCUCUGAGCCCUGCCCGAUUCCAGGGCAUUGGGACGGAAAAUCUCACCCUUCAAGCUUUGGGGAAAUAUAACGACAUUUACAACCGAAAGAUAUAA
Penicillium soppii is the source of this 1311-nucleotide messenger RNA. Its product is annotated as NAD(P)/FAD-dependent oxidoreductase. The record is from RefSeq and is a predicted model, not a curated record. Gene Ontology annotation, cellular component: cytoplasm. Bases 1 to 1311 code for a protein of 436 amino acids. The transcript has a single exon. Lineage: Eukaryota; Fungi; Ascomycota; Eurotiomycetes; Eurotiales; Aspergillaceae. Gene Ontology annotation, molecular function: oxidoreductase activity.